CGACGGCACUGUCAUGGCGGCGUACGGCGGCAGCUUCGAGAGUGCGAGCAGCAUUGAAGAAAGAAAGGAAAGCAAGAGACAAGCUCGUCAAGAGGCUUUAGAAAAGGCCAAGCAUCAAUAUGAAAAAGAGGAAAAGCGAAAGGAACUUAAAAGACUCAGAGGAGAGGACACUUGGAUGCUUCCUGAAGUUAACGAACGGCUGCAGGAAAUAGAAGAAGAAUCAUCUUUAAAGAAGAAGAAAAAAGAGAAAAAAUCAAAAAAGAAAAAGGAGAAGAAAGAAAAAAACAAGAAAAACAAGAAGGAAAAGAAGCCUAAUGAACCUGGGGAUGGAUCUACUGACUGCUCAGAGGACUCUGGUGAUGAGUGGGUUGAAGCCCAGUCUUCUGCUAAAGCUUGGAAUGUUCCGGAUGAGUCCAAACCAGAGAACAACACUAAUACAUUACAGAAUAUACAGAGAGAUGAAUGGAUGACAUUUGAUUUUCUUGCCAUGAAAACUACGUCUACGGCUGAGAGAAGAGCGGAGAAAGACAAGCAAAAGGAGCAGGAGAGGGCCAAGGCUGAGGCAAUUGAGCAGGCUGGCCUCCACAAAUUGGAACUAAAUCCCUACUGGAAGGAUGGAGGAACUGGUCUACCCCCAAAGGAGAAGACUGGCACAGUGGUCCAAAAAGCUUCAGUCGCCAAUGAUGGUGGUCUGAGUUGGCUAAGAAAGAGCUACCAGAGGAUGAAGGAGCAAGCGGAAAGGGAGCAACGCAGCCUCAGUGAUGUGGUGUCUGAGCGAUAUGGGUCAAUGGAGGAAUUUCAGCAGAGACUUGCCGAAGCUGAAAAAGCUGUUUAUGGAGACAGAAGAGGAGAAGAGGGUUCAAGGCGAGGUGGAUGGAGAAGAGAGGAAGAGGACAAACGUCGUGGUUCAGACAGAGAGCGGUGGAGGAGAUCAGACUCUUCUCCUGGGCGUUCAGACCGGUACAGGGACAGAGAGAGAUCCAGGCUCAGUGAACAAGACAAUGAUGGGUACAGGGAUAGAGAGAGAACUAGGGAUAGGGAGAGGGAUAGGGAGAGGGAUAGGGAGAGGGAUAGGGAUAGGGAUAGAGAUAGGGAUAGAGGGGCAGAUAGAGGAAGGGAUGGAAAUAAUGGAAAUAGAGACAGAAAUGGGGAUAGGCAUAGAGAGAGAGAAGGGUCUAAUUCUGCAGCUUCUGGCAAAGACUGGAGCCAACCCCUUUCUUUGGGAUCGCUAAAAGGCAGAUUCCUCAAACCCUCAGAUGAAGAUGACAUGACUAGCGACUAUCAGCGUCCUCCAGCCAAGUCAUCUUCCAUUUUCCUCAAACCCAGCUCUGAUUAUGAAGACUCCCACACGUCCACAGUUCCUGCAUGGAAUAAGGCUGGCAGCUCUGGGACACAUCGUCAGGAAAAGCAUCUUGAGAAAGAAGAGAGUCCUUUAAAAACAACUACGCCUGAAAACACUUCAACUGUGGAGAAAGAUGCUGCAAUAUCAACCGGCAAAAGUGAGAGUGAGUCAGAAGAAGAAGAGGAGGUUCCAUUGCUGUCUGAGGAGGAGCUGAACAAGCUUGGAGCAAAGCUGGUGAAGGCAGAGCUUAUGGGAAACACAGUUAUGAUUGAGAAGUUGAAAUCCCAAUUGGAUUCUGCUCGGCAAGCCAGAGAGAGCCAUGCAGCCCGAAAGAAGUUACAACAAGAGACAGCGAAAACAAACAAGACCCAGUCAAGUCCAAACCAGGAAGUUGUACUAUUUCGAACUGAUCAAUCAGGUCGAGCCUGGCCUGUUAAUGCUCCUUCUGGACCUGUGGAGCCCCACGGGGGACGCCGGAAAAAGAAAGCUAUUGAGACGCAUGUUGAAGGUGAGCGUGUGAGGUAUUUCCAGGAUGAUGACAACAUGGGUCUGCAGGAGUUGGUCCGCAGAGAGAAGAUGAGCACUGCUCAAGACCAGAAUGCACUCUACUCCCGAAUGGCUUCUAAGAUGAUGGGGAAGACAGACGGAGAUAACUAUACACUGGAUGACAUGUUUGUGUCUAGUGCAGCACAGCGGGAGGGAGGGGAGGGCAGAGACGAGGAGAGGAUGAGGAACCGCGCCAUUGGGGAAACUAGACGACUAACUGCCUCCAUGGAGAAAUGCAGACACUGUUUCAACAACCCAGAGCUCCCAAAGCACCUCAUAGUGGCUCUAGGGAGCAAGGCAUAUUUGAGUUUGCCUGCCGGAGUGUCCAUGACCGACGGGCACUGCCUCAUCUGUCCACUUCAGCAUCACUGUUGUGCCACUGGAUUAGAUGAGGAUGUCUGGGCCGAGAUGCAGCUUUUCCGACGUGCUUUGGUGCGAAUGUUUGAGUCCCAAGAUUUGGACUGUGUUUUCAUGGAGACGCACAUGAACCCAAGGAAAAGGUUCCACAUGGUUAUGGAGUGUAUCCCCCUUCCGAAAGAACUUGGUGACAUGGCACCUAUAUAUUUCAAGAAAGCCAUUAUGGAAUGCGAUGAGGAAUGGGCCAUGAACAAGAAAGUGGUGGACCUCUCUUCAAAAGACAUCCGCCAAGCUGUACCUCGAGGACUGCCCUAUUUUGCUGUAGACUUUGGAAUGCAGGGAGGGUUUGCUCAUGUCAUCGAAAAUGAGCAGAAAUUCCCCCACUACUUUGGCAAGGAAGUGGUUGGUGGUAUGAUGGACUUGGAGCCUCGACGAUGGAGAAAACUGAUAAAAGAGAAUUUUGAUGAUCAGCGGAAAAAAGUUCUUCAGUUUGCUCAGUGGUGGAAACCAUAUGACUGCACCAAAUCUGACAGCUAGAAUUUUACUAAAGGUGCACUGUGGAACAUUUAGGGUCUGCCAUCUGCUUGUCUUCAUGGGGAUGUUAUUGCUGUGUGUGUCUCUUUCUAAAUAACUGCAAAAUAAAUGUGUUUAAUGUGAUACUGUGGAAUAUUCCAGGCAAAGCAUUAACAUAUCCAUGGAGAUGAGCAGUUGGCACUAAAAUUACAUAAUGCACGUUUUUAAAUGCAGUCCACAUUAAAGUGUUAUUGUCAUGUACAUAAAUGUGAAAAUUAUUCCAAUAAAUUCACAAUUUUCUUUAUAUAUUUA
Molecule: messenger RNA, 3070 nt
Organism: Boleophthalmus pectinirostris (great blue-spotted mudskipper)
Lineage: Eukaryota; Metazoa; Chordata; Actinopteri; Gobiiformes; Gobiidae
Gene: cwf19l2
Product: CWF19 like cell cycle control factor 2
Biological process (GO): mRNA splicing, via spliceosome
Cellular component (GO): post-mRNA release spliceosomal complex
Source: RefSeq, a predicted model, not a curated record